UUGAGUAACAACUGUUGUUGCUCGAUGUUAGGAAGAGCUCUAUUACUCAAUGUUAAUAUCAUGUCGAAGAGGGAUGGUAAUAAAAUGCUGGUUCACCAAUUAUCAUCGGUUUUACCAGACGAUCGACCUAUCACUGCAAUAAAUAUCAUAGAGGAUUUAGAUAAAUGCCCACCAAAUUUCACUGUUGUAUCGAGAACUUAUGAUUUAGAUUCCGAUGCGGAUCUGUGGCGUGACAGUGGAUUAUUUAUUAAGAAAAAAUCCAGAUACAUCUGUUUUUCAAAAACUGAAGGACUACCGCACUCAGUAAUUGAAAAAAUUUGCAUCAUCGAUGAAAGAGAGCCUCCUCCUGAAGGAUUCAGUAUAAUAUCCCAUACCGUUGAUUCAAUGCAAAAAGCGUGGCGCAAACGUCAAGUGUGUUAUAAAAUUAGGAAUAAAAACUUAUGCACGUGUGCAGUAACGGACAUAAUUAUAUGUAAUAGGAUUGGGAAAGGCUCGAAAAUCGCACCGAAUGAAUUUACUUAUGCUGGUGUCAUAAAUGGAGUUUACAUUUGUUAUAAAACAGUGCCGUUGUUAAAAGGUUCCUUAACUGCUCAGUCAUAUGCUAAUAUAGAAUUAUUUCAAACUUCUUCACCGACCUUGUCGAAUGGGACACCACGUAGACCGGCUCCUGAAAGACCACCCAAAUCAAAGUUCUUAACAAAUGGUUUAUAUUCGCAAAUAAGUCCGGUGAAUGCUGGGAAAUCGGCAGUGGAGGAAAACAGUCAAGAUUACGAAGUCUUGAGUCCAACUGCACAAAUAAAGCCAACCCGACCAGCACCAAACCUACCAUCUAAUAAAUCGUCUGUGGUUAAUUCUAUACCAACGUACGGUACAUUACCAGGUUCAUCAGAUCUUGAUGGUGUUCCGUUUGUUCUUAAUUCCAUUUUAAUAAGGGCAUCGAAUUCGCAACAUAAUCAACUUCCUGUGAUCAAAAUCCGAACUCGAAAAGAAUUGGAUAACGAGUAUUUCUAUGACUUUCGAACUGAAAGAGAAACUUGAAGGAUGUUAAACUGUGCCAAUUGAAUUACUCAGAAUUUAUGGAUAUACGGCUAUAAUUAGAGAUUUUUGUCGAUAAUAUAUAGCUCUAGCCAUGCAUAAUAGUGCCUGAAAAAAAUCCUUCGUAGUGUGAAUAUUCAAUCGAAAAAGGAGAGACUUAAGAGAGAGUAAAUCCUUCGCUGGUUAUAAAAGUGCUACGGAAGAUAGGAUAUGAAUUAAGUGGCGUACUCAUUCUGCUCGCUACAUAAUUUUUGUAACGCGAUUUAAAGUUGAUUUAAAGUUUUGAUAGUAACUAUGAGUAUAAUAUUUUUAUAGAUUUAUAUUAUCAUUAUGUUAUUUGUAGGAAUUAUGGGUAU
Ceratosolen solmsi marchali is the source of this 1391-nucleotide messenger RNA. RefSeq names its product multivesicular body subunit 12-like Mvb12 (gene Mvb12). Gene Ontology annotation, biological process: regulation of epidermal growth factor receptor signaling pathway; receptor catabolic process; viral budding. Gene Ontology annotation, cellular component: cytosol; ESCRT I complex. The record is from RefSeq and is a predicted model, not a curated record. The transcript is spliced from 8 exons. NCBI's taxonomy places the organism in Eukaryota, Metazoa, Arthropoda, Insecta, Hymenoptera, Agaonidae. Bases 25 to 1038 code for a protein of 337 amino acids.